Molecule: messenger RNA, 1591 nt
Organism: Cyprinodon tularosa
Lineage: Eukaryota; Metazoa; Chordata; Actinopteri; Cyprinodontiformes; Cyprinodontidae
Gene: opn1sw2
Product: opsin 1 (cone pigments), short-wave-sensitive 2
Exons: 6
Coding region: 100-1155 (351 amino acids)
Biological process (GO): visual perception; G protein-coupled receptor signaling pathway; phototransduction
Cellular component (GO): membrane; photoreceptor outer segment
Molecular function (GO): G protein-coupled receptor activity
Source: RefSeq, a predicted model, not a curated record
AUGCCUGCCUGGAAGCUGCCAUCUUCUUGACAACCAGAGGCGGAGGAAAAUGGAAGGGAGCUAGCGUCACCCAAAUGCUUUCAACAGAAACAAAGCUAAAUGACGGGCACCCGACUCUUAGAGCUGCCAGAGGACUUCUGGAUCCCUAUCCCAUUGGACACGGAUAACAUCACAUCCCUCAGCCCUUUUAGAGUUCCUCAGGACCACUUGGGCAAUUUGAGCACAUUCUACACCAUGGCGGGAUUCACGUUCUUUCUGUUUGUGGCCGGCACUUCAAUUAAUGUCCUCACCAUUGCUUGCACUAUGCGAUAUAAGAAACUUCGCUCCCACCUCAACUACAUCCUGGUGAACUUGGCUGUGGCAAACCUACUGGUAUCUGUCACUGGCUCUUUCACUGCAUGCUGCUCCUUUACAUUCAGAUAUUUCAUCUUUGGUCCACUAGCAUGCAAGAUUGAAGGUUUCGUUGCAACACUAGGAGGUAUGGUUAGCCUGUGGUCUCUGGCUGUCAUAGCCUUUGAAAGAUGGCUGGUCAUCUGCAAACCUCUGGGUAAUUUUGCUUUCAAGCCUGAACAUGCUACAGCUUGCUGUGUAGUCACCUGGAUAAUUGCACUGGUGGCAUCAGUUCCACCCUUGGUUGGAUGGAGCAGGUACAUUCCAGAAGGCCUGCAGUGCUCAUGUGGUCCAGACUGGUACACAACCAACAACAAAUACAACAAUGAGUCCUAUGUCAUGUUCCUCUUCUGCUUCUGCUUUGCCGUUCCAUUAGCCACCAUCAUUUUUUGCUAUUCUAACCUACUCCUAACACUUAAAAUGGUGGCAAAAGCCCAAGCUGAGUCUGCCUCCACCCAGAAGGCUGAAAAGGAGGUGACCAGAAUGGUGGUCCUCAUGGUGCUGGGCUUCUUGGUGUGCUGGAUGCCCUACGCCUCCUUUGCUGUUUGGAUCGUCAACAACCGAGGGAAAACGUUUGACCUGAGACUAGCAACUAUACCAUCCUGCCUAUCGAAGGCUUCCACCAUCUACAAUCCAAUCAUCUAUGUGCUCCUCAAUAAACAGUUUCGAACAUGCAUGUUAUCCAUGCUGGGGAUAAGAGAUGCAGAGGAGGAAGUCUCUACAACACAGUCAGUGACUGAAGUCUCCAAAGUUGCUCCAGCUUAGUCUGACAGUAAUCCGCAGUUAAUUGUAAACACUGAAUCAAAUCAAAUGUUUUAAGAAUUUUACAAUCCAAGAAAAAAAACAACAUAUCACAUAAUUUUCCUGUAAAAUAGAAACAAAUGACAGUUUUAUCUAAAAGCUUUUCUAAUAGUAUAUAUAAUCAGUUUUAAUUUGUAUUUAGGUUACCUUUGGCAAAAACGGGGGCAUUUUAAAGUCAGUUUGUAUUCAAGAAUUCAGUUUUUUCCCCUCUGUUUUCAUAUAUAUAAAAAAAAACGUUUCACAUCCAUGUUAAUUGUUCUUUGUAGUUCUGUAUUUUCAUGUUUUAUGCACAUAGAAAAAUAAAAACAUUCAAGUCUCAUAAGAAACAAGAAACUUUUUUAGACCCUGUUAGCAUUUAGUUUGGUUAUAGUCUGUCUGGGCCAUUCUGGAAGAUAGUUAU